AUGAAGCUAUCUUUUGCAGGGUUUCGAAGUUCGUUGCCAUUUUCAGGGCUAAUUAGGCAGCUUGAAAAUGAUGUAGAAACUGUUAUUAAGGUGUUACAGCCUGGACCUUUAGGAAUCACAGAGCAUAAGUUUUCUACCGAUGAGAUUCGUAGUGCGAAUGCUGCGGUCGCUAAAGCAGUAGCUAAUUGGCGAAGAAAUGCAAUCCUUGAGGACAAUAGUCAUGUUUUGAAAGACUAUAUUAAAAAGUGA
Molecule: messenger RNA, 249 nt
Organism: Lathyrus sativus (Indian pea)
Lineage: Eukaryota; Viridiplantae; Streptophyta; Magnoliopsida; Fabales; Fabaceae
Source: the annotation of a GenBank genome assembly